This is a messenger RNA of Selaginella moellendorffii, 479 nucleotides long. RefSeq names its product stress-response A/B barrel domain-containing protein HS1. Lineage: Eukaryota; Viridiplantae; Streptophyta; Lycopodiopsida; Selaginellales; Selaginellaceae. The record is from RefSeq and is a predicted model, not a curated record. The coding region runs from base 97 to 438 and encodes 113 amino acids. The transcript has 2 exons.
UCUAGGAGCGAGUCAAGGCCAGGUUUUUAGAUUUAGGAGGGACUCUCAAGGCCAGGUUUUUAGAUCUCGGAGCUUAGUGGAGAGGAAAGGCAUUCUAUGGCGCAGGAAAAUCCCAAGAGCGGACUGAAGCACGUAUUGCUGGCGAGAUUCAAGCCCGAGAUCUCGGAAGAAGAGGUUGCAUCUCUGAUUGCUGGUUACGAGGCGCUUCCACAGUCGAUUGAAGCGAUGAAAGGCUUUGAGUGGGGCACCGAUGUGAGCGUGGAGAACCUCCACCAGGAUUUCACUCAUGUUUUCACCUCCACUUUCGAGUCUCCGGAGGGGCGAGAUGCGUACCUUGUCCAUCCCGCGCACACGGCCUACGCAAAUAAGCUCCUUCCGGCUCUGGACAAGGUGAUCGUUUUGGAUUUCCACCCAAAGGUUGUUUGUCAUCGCAGCUGAACCAAAGCUGUUGAAUCUAAAAGCUUUCCAAGUUUUUCCUA